AUGAUUUUCUCAUUGGAGAAGAGAAUAUACAAAGCUCUGGAUUCAAAGUUAGAGAAACUUGUUCCUCCUACUGCUCAAUCUCAGCACCUCCUCGAGUCUACCAUUUCACGAUGCCUACAGGACUUGGACAAGAAGAUCGGUGAUUCUAUAGGUCGUCAACUUAAGGAUAUGCAGGCCGCGAUAAUAAAGGGUGUAAUUGAUGCCAUUGGGGCGACCAAUGCUAUCCCUGCCACCGUCACAGAACCAACAGAGCCACCCCUUUAUGAUUUCACAACCCCAUCAGAAGCUGCUGAUUGCCGCAUCAACGACGUGCUCCGCGAUUUGAACGUAGCUUCUGAUGCUUCUGAUGCUUCUCUCCCUGCAACAACAGCAGGAGCACCUGCCCCACUUGAUCAUGAAGGACCCAUCGCUGAUGACUCCGCACCGAUGGAUUUGUCGGAGCAUCAAGUGAAAGAGCAGGAACGGAUCUUAGGAGCAGUACCCGUCUCACUUCAUCAAGGACCAAACGAUGAUGACUCUUCACCUAUGGAAGAGCAACUGGACGAGGAGGAAGUUGUCGCUAACCUGAACACAGAGCAGGUAAGGAUGGGAGGACCACACGGUGAUGACCCACACCCCCAGGCGAAGCAAAUCCACGAACAUGUAGACGACUCUACACCUAUGGACGAGGAACAUCUUUCCCCACCCAAUGCCAUCGCAAUAUUGAAGGAGCAUAAUGAGGGAAAUGUAAUAGAAACUUGCUUGACCGCUCAGCAAAACAAACAAGCCGCUGAUUUUGAUCCUACUGUAAACCAGGAGGCCGUGUCCGAAGAAGUUGAUAUUGACGAGCAAAACCAACAAGCCGCUGAUGUUGAUCCAACUGCAAACCAGGAGGCCGUGUCAGAAGAAGUUGAUAUGGACGAGAUGCAAAUACCUUUUUAUCUGUUCGAUAUGCCGUCUUUCUCACUCGGACUAUCGCAGGAGGAUGCACCCGUUUCCAAGGGACACGAAGAAGAGGCUCUGGAGCAGCGUAAGAGCAAAAGGGCAAAGGUCGCUCCGGUUGUUCUGCAAGACUACAAAUGUGACGGAGUAACAGCUGGUCUAUCCAUAAUACCUGAUCUUGCCAAACGUUUUGAGCUUAUGGAGCAGAGACUGCUAAAUGAAUCGAUAGUGAUUCUAAACUCUGGGUACUCGGUGACUCCAGCCGAGUUUUGUGAUAUUGGUCAUCGCAAGAACAUAUUAUCCUGUGGUGUCAUGGACGCCCUUAUCGGAGUUGUGUCUCGUGCUUUUCUUCCCCCGGAUUUCUCAUUUCGAACUUUGGUUAAUGACAUUUCCCUUAUAACUCUAAUUUGUAGUUGUUAA
Messenger RNA from Eruca vesicaria subsp. sativa (arugula), 1341 nucleotides. The record is from the annotation of a GenBank genome assembly. NCBI's taxonomy places the organism in Eukaryota, Viridiplantae, Streptophyta, Magnoliopsida, Brassicales, Brassicaceae.